AGCACCCGUAGGUGUUACGGCAAAGACAAGACGUGUAUCUAACUUGACAGUGACAUGAGUCUGCGCUUGGUCUCAACUGGUUUCAAUUUGAGCGACAAGUCACUAAUGAAUUCAGAGGAGGAUGUCAUCCGAUUUAAAGUUAGACUUCAGAAAUAGUCAACAAUACCCUGCGAUGAAUAGCGAGAAAGGCAUGUUUUCUAUCGACCAGGGAGGAGAGUGGGACCUGAGCCUGUUUGAUGAACUGGAUAGCCUGGAGGAUGCAGAUGAGCUACUCAAGGCCCUCGAAAGCGGUGCCUAUGCCAGCGAGGGUCAUCAUCUGGAUUUUGAUAUCGACAUUCCUCCUUGGAAUGAAGCGGACACAAGCAGCACCUGCACAGAUGGUGAGGUGAGUGUGGACUCUCUCUCCCCUGCCUACACCGUGAGCUCCGUCCCUUCUCCUGCGUCUGUGGAGGCCUUGUCCCCCUUAUCCUCUUUACAUGAUGAAGCGCUGUCCCCACAGUUGCAGCUUUCCCCAAUUUCAGUUUCAUCCGAGUCCAGUGGCUUUUCUGAAAUCUCGCUACCACCCAAGAAGGCUGCAAAGAGGAGCACUCAGGGGACAAGAGCUAAACCUGCUCAGCCUGCAAAGAGACCAAUUCAGAUGAGCCCAAAGGUCUCCAUCCAGCCCAAAGCACUGAUUGCAGCCAUGCCCUUGGCUCCAGCACCAGCUCCUUUGCAGGCCAAAACGAUCAUCAUCCAGCCUCUGCAGACCACUGUGCUGCCUGUGGUUAAUCCGGCUCCAGUCAACAUACAACCAGCACUCCCACCAGGUCAUCCUAUUGUGCUGUCUCAGCCGAGCCAGCUACUCCAGAUCCAGACGCCACAGGCCAUCUCUGCUAAUGUGGUUGCUGUGCCAGCGCUCCGCCAGGACAAGCCUGUUCCGGUAGCUGCUCCCCCACUGGUUUCUGUCACGCUUCGAACCCCGUCCUCAGACGACGACUCCAAGUUGUCCCAGAAGCAGCAACGCAUGAUAAAGAACAGGGAGUCGGCAUCGCUCUCUCGCAAAAAGAAGAAAGAGUAUCUGCUCUCGCUGGAAGCUCGUCUGAAGGUGGCGCUGUCUGAGAACGAGGUGCUCAAGUGUGAGAAUGGCAACCUGAAGAAGCAGCUGGAAGGGCUGCUGGGUGAGAACUCUGUUCUAAAAGCUACAGCACCAAAGAGAAGAGCUGUGUGCCUCAUGGCGGUCCUGGUGUUUGUGGUGCUCAAUGUAGGACCAACAAGCUUGUUUCAGAGCGGCUCCGUCUCCAGCCUUGACGUUGCUCCCAUGCAGCACAGUGGCAGACACCUGCUAGAUUUCUCACCAGAGGCAGAUUCUGACGUGUUGAUGGGUCCCGAGCUCACCGGAACACCCUCGGAGAUGCCAGACAGUUCUGAGGAUAAGGCGCUGAUAGUUGUGAAAAGUCCCAUCUUUCUCAGACCCCCCCCCCCCUGCCAGCCUCUUGUUAACAGGACCAAGUGCAUUGAGUUGACUCAUGAACUGAGAGGUUGGGUCCACCGUCAUGAAGUACAGCAGAACAAAUCCAGACGCAUGAGUAACAGCAACCAUAAACCCAUCAGAAACAUUCUAAAAACGGAUAAUAAGGAGGAUGACCUCGUUCAAAUUGUCCCAGUCCCAUAUGGAGAAAGCACAGAGAAAAAAAAUCCAGGCAGUGAGCUGCAGAUUUACUACGCACCUCAACACACCUACAGUGACUUCUUUGAUGAGCUCAAUCGUCGCGCAGACACUUUCUACGUGGUGUCCUUUCGUAGGGAUCAUCUUUUACUUCCUGCCACUAACCAUAACAAAGGAAGUCGGCCCAAGAUGUCUGUCGUGUUGCCAGCCAUGAACAUAAAUGACAGCAUCAUCAAGGACAAAGAGUUCGAGGUGAUGAUGCAGAUCGACUGUGAAGUAACCGACACCAGGAUCCUCCACAUCAGGUCCUCGAGCAUCCCCCCUUUGCUGCGGGUCAACCAGACAGACACAUUUUACCAGCACUCCCCAACCAACAGCAAGCCUGUACCUCCAGUUGGCGUGCUGACGGGGUCAUCUUGACGUCAUCCCCAGCUCCAGUCUUCUCUGUAGCGCCUCGGCAAAACACAUGAAGGGAAAAUACAAGAAAUCUCCUCAGUUAACGAUUUUAUCGGACAGAGGAUGUCGUAAAUCCACCGAUUUUAUAUUUGUGAUUUAAAUGAAGGUGCUUUGCAGAAUAUUAGAAGGGAUGAAAAGCUCAGAGCAGAGGCUGACUCCUUGGGUGGCAACACUGACUUCCCCUUGCAGCUCCACACAUCCCUAUCAGGGUAAUUGUUAGUCUGCAGGGAGCCGAGCAUUGAACUCUGAGUCACCCCAUCAUCAUCACACAAGUACUUCGACUCCUAAGAGGUCUUUGUGAGAUACAUGUUUGUCUUUUACAUCCAAUAAUAAUCAUAGAAGACAGAAAAAGUGUGAUGUUGGUGUUGAGAAGCACAGUCUGUUUUUACCCUCUCUUCAAAACAGAAUGUAGUGUUAAUUUUCUGUCUAAAGUUUUUUUUUAUUUAUGAAAUAUAAAGAUACACCUGAUCAAUUAACAGCAGAGAAACGUUCAGUAAACUCAGGAAGUUUAUUAUAUUUUACAUUUUAGGCUACUUGGCUUUAAUUAAAAUAUUCCAAGUCCUCUAUUUGCAGCAUUCAAGCCAUAAAUAAUUGUAGCACUCAAUUUUUCUGUCUUUGCACAGUCGUGGUCAUGAACAGAUAUCAAAACUGUACAUGUUUCUUAAUAUUCUGUAACAGUUCACCUUCUUGUUUCCAUGCAUCUGGCUCAAUUUUUAUGUGUUGUAUGUCAUUUUUUUCUUUUAUAUUCUCUGUCGCUUUGUGUUUUUAUUCUUAAUGAAAUGUCAACGAUAUGUUUUAUUUAAAAUUAGGGGAGAUUGAGAGAAACUGCAAUUUAGAUGUAACUUUUUUUUGUCACAGUUUCUUGAAAAACGUGAUCUAAAACCACUUGGGGGGGGCAUUUAAAGACUUCUCGUGUCUCUGGCCUUGUUUUUUUAAUUUUUAUUAUGUGCUGUAAUGUCUGUGUAGUUGGAAUGUAUCCAACUACAAAGUACGGAUGCACUGUAUACACAGAACGACGGACAUUCAGUUUGGGCUUUAAAUGCCUUAUGUUUGUGGUUUUUUCCUUCCUUUUUUAUUUAUACCUUUUGAUGCUUUGCCAUGAAUUGAUGAGAACAGAAAUAUUUUUUUGUUUUCUCUUAUUCAGGACCACUUUUUGUACAUGUUGAGUAAAAAAAGCAUAUACUUGUCCCUAGGGCAUUUUUUUUUAAGCGAUCAAUGGUUGUUUUUACUUAAAAGAUUAUCCUAAAAAUGUAUAACAAGCUUGUUUCCCUUUCAGGUGUCUUUUUGUGCAGCCUUUUUUGUUUCUAAGAUACAGUCCCUAAAACAUUUUGGUUCACUGGCCAAAAAUGUGAAAUUAUAAAUUUUCAAGGUUUUUGUCUUUUAUGUGUUUAAACUAAAAUAAACACUGGAUUUUCUUUAAA
Messenger RNA from Girardinichthys multiradiatus, 3522 nucleotides. RefSeq names its product activating transcription factor 6 (gene atf6). Bases 122 to 2065 code for a protein of 647 amino acids. Lineage: Eukaryota; Metazoa; Chordata; Actinopteri; Cyprinodontiformes; Goodeidae. Gene Ontology annotation, biological process: endoplasmic reticulum unfolded protein response; regulation of transcription by RNA polymerase II. The record is from RefSeq and is a predicted model, not a curated record. Gene Ontology annotation, molecular function: RNA polymerase II cis-regulatory region sequence-specific DNA binding; DNA-binding transcription factor activity, RNA polymerase II-specific. The transcript is spliced from 16 exons. Gene Ontology annotation, cellular component: nucleus.